UGGACAGGAUUAUUUCACUGUUUUACUAUUUUUCAUGUAUUGCCAGUGUUUGCACAACACGCAGUUGCUUUAUUUGCUGAUGCUGUUGCAUCAGCUCCAUUCCUCGGCCAUACUGCGACGGAGCAGGGAGGAGUAUUUGGCGGCAAGGAUGCGGCGGCGUCGCCUGUACCUCCGCCGGCGGAACGCGCUGGUGGCGCUGAUGGGGAACAUCGGCGGGCUGCUGGGCUCGUCCAUCGACCGGCACAUCAGGCUCCGGGAGAGCAGACACGGCCGGGUGUUUUGGUCCUCGGUGCUGGAAAACUUCGGGGACGAGCAGUGGCUUUGUCUCUUCCGUAUGUCGCGACGGACGUUUGAGCUUCUGGUCACGGAGCUCGAGCCCUCCCUCAAAAAGCAGACCACCAACUACCGCGAGCCCAUCGAGCCGCGCCGCAGGCUGGCCGUGGCGCUGUGGUGGUUCGCCACGGCGUGCGAGUACCGCACCAUCGCGUCUCUGUUCGGGGUGGGCAUCUCCACCGUCUGCAUCCUCGUCCGUGAGGUGACCGCAGCGAUCCUGCGCAACCUCUACCGGAGGUUCGUCUCGCUGCCCGCCGGCCAGCAUCUGGACGACACCAUCGCCGGGUUCGAGCAGCGUGGGUAUCCGCAGUGUGGCGGGGUCCUGGAUGGCACCCACAUACCCGUCAUCCCUCCCCGCGACAACCCCGCGGACUAUUGCAACACAAAGGGAUGGCACUCCAUUAUCCUGCAGGCUGUUGUUGACCACAACUACUGCUUUACAGACAUUAAUGCUGGUUGUCCUGGCGGCACACACGACGUGCAAGUUCUGGCAAGCUCAGAUCUCUACCGAGUAGCAGAAGUCCUACAAGAUGGCUACCUUUUUCCCAGAGAGAAGUCCAGAUUUGUGAACAAUGUGGAAAUACCCGUACACCUGAUUAGCGAUCCUGCCUAUUCACUGAAGAGAUGGUUAGUUAAUGGUUACUCAAAGCAGCAACAACUGACUGAAGACCAGCAAAAGUUCAAUAUCAGGCUGAGCUCUGCUUGGAUGGUUGUUGAGGACGCCUUUGGACGGUUGAAAGGACGAUGGAGAUGUCUCAUGAAGCAGAAUGACGUCGACCUAAAGAUUAUGCCUGACAUUGUUGCCGCCUGCUGUGUGCUCCACAACCUGUGUGAGCUCAACAAAGAACAGUUUUUGUCUGAGUGGAAUGUCGCUCCACCACAAGGUGAAGAUGAAGAGGGAGAUCAACCCGAUGAAGGCCAACUGAAUGAAGAUGUCCAAGCCAUCCGCAAUUCUAUCCUCGCCUUAUUGUGAAGCACGUGAACUAAGCAAUCUCCCAAGGAGAGCUGUGUGUAUGUGACUUUUCUUUCCAACCAAACACAACACCGGCAAAUUUUACCAAAUAAUUCCUCGCCUCUUGGCUUGAAGGUCUGCUAAUUAAUAAAAUCAGCUGGUGUACCGAGUAGGAACGAACACCCGCAUGAACACACAUGAACUUUCAUGGUGCGUGGUUGGUUGCUGUGGAUCUUUGCUGU
Messenger RNA from Lampris incognitus (smalleye Pacific opah), 1527 nucleotides. RefSeq lists its product as uncharacterized. The coding region runs from base 35 to 1306 and encodes 423 amino acids. The record is from RefSeq and is a predicted model, not a curated record. The transcript is spliced from 3 exons. NCBI's taxonomy places the organism in Eukaryota, Metazoa, Chordata, Actinopteri, Lampriformes, Lampridae.